This is a messenger RNA of Hyaloperonospora brassicae, 567 nucleotides long. The record is from the annotation of a GenBank genome assembly. Lineage: Eukaryota; Oomycota; Peronosporomycetes; Peronosporales; Peronosporaceae.
AUGCAGCCGCCGCCGCCGCCGCCGCCACCUCCAUAUAGUCAUGCCGGACCCCUCCCACCGCCUCCGAUGCCUCGGCAGCUGCAGCAGAUGAUGCAGCAGCUGCAAAAGCGCCAGCCAAAGUUCCAGCCAGAACGUCCGUAUCCAGCAGGUCACGCAAGAGGACGAGGCCGCGGACGUGGACGCCAAAGUGGACACGGACGCGGCGCGUUCCGACCGCCCGCGUAUCGACCACAGCGGGAGUAUGCUGUAUCGCAGGUUCCGCGCAAACGAGGCGCGAGCGAUGACCUGCGGGACGCCUCGAGGUUUUUUCUCCCGUCGUUCCUCCUGGAUCCGUGGACAGCGCUCGCGCGUCGAGACGACAAGCGCGACUGCGAGAGAGGAGCCGAUGCACAAAAGGACAGCGGGUCUGCUCACCUGCAGCAGGCGGACGUGGCGCGUGGUCGCCGCGCGCAGCAUGAAGACGUAGGAAGCGGACCUGGCCGCGUGCUUUUUCAGCCGUCGUUUUUGGAAUAUCCGUGGAUAAAAGCAGUGCUAGGAAUGGAUAAAAGCGGUGCGUUGAACGGAUAA